Molecule: messenger RNA, 1133 nt
Organism: Paramecium pentaurelia
Lineage: Eukaryota; Ciliophora; Oligohymenophorea; Peniculida; Parameciidae
Source: the annotation of a GenBank genome assembly
AUGAAAGUUAGAAGUGGUUGUUCCUAAUUUCCAACUCUCUUACAGAUAUUCUCCUAUGUACUUUUCAUUUCAAAUGUUUUCAUCACUUAUAUUCAUACUUUUAUUCUUGAAGAAAAAGUAAUAUCAUUAUCAUAUUUAGAUAGUACAUUACAUAAUUUUCUCUUUCUUGGUUUUAAUUUGUAUUUAUUUUUCUUUAAAAACUACCAUGAGCGAUCCAAUUGAUAAUUUUGUGAUUUAAUAAUAAAAUAAUAGAGGGUAUAUAAAUUUUGAAGAAAUUAGAGUAUAUUUUGAUUAUGAAGAACAUCAACUCACCCAAUUUUGUGAAGUUUGCAUAGCUUAUGUUAAAGAGUAAACCAAACAUUGUGGAUAUUGUAAUAGGUAGUUUAAAAUUUUUAUUAGAUGUUGCGAAGGUUUUGAUCAUCAUUGUUAUUGGAUCAAUAAUUGUAUAGGAAGAAAAAAUUAUAAAUAAUUUAUAGGAAUGAUUAUAUCUACAUUCCUCUUCCUAUUAUAUUCUAUAAUUGUGAAUGCAAGAGUCAUUAAUUAAUACAAUAAAUAAGAGCUAUAAACUGUAGAAGUAAAUUUUCAUUUUAUUAAAGAUUUAUUCAGAUAAAUAAGAGUUGAUAUUAAUAAUAAUAACUAUUAUUUUCUUAAUUAUUGAAAUAAUUGGAUCAUUAUUUCUUCUAUAAUUAAUUGUAUUUCAUGCAUACAUUUAUAAAAAAGGAAUUACGACAUUUGAAUACAUAAUUGAUUCGAGAAAUAGACAAGUUUAAUAUACAAAUCCAUCAAUAAUAAAAAAUAUCUAUAAUCAGGAUAGUAAAAUGAAGGUUAUUAAGAAUACUGAAGAAAAAGAGUAGAAACCUAUAAACUUAGGUAAAGAAAAUGAAAAAUAAGCUUGCUAAAUUUUUAUGAAUAAUGAAAUGAUAGAGUAAGAAGGAUCACGUUAAUCAUCUAAAAAAAUAGUCGAAGCAUUAUUCUAAAGACGGAAACUCACUUAAGAAGGAGGUCCUGAUUAUUAAAAUGAAGGUAUAAUCAAUUUCUUUUCUUAACGACUCUAAAAAUCUGUAGAUUUUAGAUUUAAUACCUAAUCGAAUAAUAUUGACACUAUGAAACCAGAUCUAAACUAAUUUGAAUGA